Molecule: messenger RNA, 695 nt
Organism: Dufourea novaeangliae
Lineage: Eukaryota; Metazoa; Arthropoda; Insecta; Hymenoptera; Halictidae
Gene: galla-1
Product: MIP18 family protein CG30152
Exons: 3
Coding region: 74-589 (171 amino acids)
Source: RefSeq, a predicted model, not a curated record
CAGCCAUAAUAUAAACAAAUUUUAAUGAUGUAUCGUUGAUCGCUAGAAAAGGCAAGGGGGGCACGGGGCAAGAAUGUUGUCGUUUUUUCGAAAAAUCUCAAUCGGAGGGAAGAUAAGAGAUGGUCUUCCGACUGGGGACGAAAUGGAGGUUACAGAAGGCUAUCCGGACGCGAAGAACCGAGCUCUGGUCUCGCGAUCCGACACCGAACUGAAGGAAUCCGUUUACGAUCUACUUAGAACUAUCAAAGAUCCAGAGAAGCCUCAGACAUUGGAGCAGCUGGACGUUGUUUACGAAGACUGUGUUGAAAUCUGCAAGCAGACCCCUAAAGGAGUCUCUGUUAUACGCAUUGAAUUUAAUCCUACAGUUCCGCAUUGUUCAUUAGCAACGCUGAUUGGUCUUUGCAUCAGGAUUAAAUUGGAACGUCAUUUGGUGGCUCUUUUUAAGCUAGAUAUAUACAUUAAAAAAGGUGCUCACUCUACAGAACAAGAGAUAAAUAAACAAAUAAAUGACAAAGAACGAAUAGCAGCUGCUAUGGAGAAUCCGAAUUUGAAGGAGCUGGUGGAAAAAUGCAUCCAGGAAGAGGAAUGAAAACCUAAAUGGAUUUUAUGGUGCAUGGGUUUCAAUAGACUUGACACUACUAAACUGUAGUGUCCGGGAUAUUUUUGUAUGAUAAAUGAUUAGAAGAUGUUGCAAA